AGAACGCUUCGCAGUCCACACACACACCGCUUCAGCACACACACUCACACAAGACACACACGCACACAGAGACACGGCCCGAGGCGCUGCCACACAACACAAGUGGGGCUUUACUACAACCUGGAGAGAGCUGGUCGCGUCCAGGACGCGACCACUUGCUGCCCAUCCCGAUCCCGUGCCGGCGAAUGAAGAGGAGUACCCACCCUUCGCUCCCACAUCCGUCUGCGAGCUCGGACAAGGGACGAACGUCUCUGCUUCUGGAUCGCGCUCCGAUCCAGAUACCGGCUCCCCCCACCUCCUCCACCGCCUCCUCCUCCGCCUCCUCCUCGAUCGCCUUCGUUGCUUCGAACGGACGGGCGCUCGUUAAUUUGAAUCGAGAGUUUUGUUCGGGGUAAUCGAUCAGGGAGAAGUACAUAAGUUUGUUUAUGCCCCUUCAAGCAAAGUAAACAACAACACAAACCUACCCUCUUUGCAAGCGGGAUAGAACACGUGUGCGUUUGUGCAGUAUGCGCAUCCCUAAAAUAUGUUUGAUCAAAUGAAUGCGUUUGUAAGGAUGCGGUGAAUAUUUUAUCUGACGGCAGUGGGGUGGGGGGGGGGGCGAAGUUAGAGCCACGCACGACAGUUUUCAUCGAAGCGCGCACGGGCACAAAUCAGGUCGCGGCUUUCAAAAACGAUUCCAAAGUCACAGAGGCGCACGCGCGGUGCCAACACCGGCUACUUUUGAGAGAAGAAAAAAAAACGACUUUGACGUUCACGAACAUCAACUUGGUUGCGUGUCUAAAUGAUACAAACAAAAAAAGCACGUGCAGUUUGAUUAAAAUCGAUAUCUUCACCUUGCGCAUGGCCGCGUUUCAAUAUCGCAUCUUAUCGCCACGAGGUGGUAUUUGGUGACGCCGAGUGCAGAACGCCGUCCACUUGAUCCCCCAUCGAAAGAUCCAAGCUGCGCGAACUCUCCGAUUCCCGUUCGUGGACACUCGGUGAGUACUCGAGAGUGGCACACCGGUCGGACGUGACCGCAUCUCGUCCCGGAAUCCCAGAGCCUGGUAUCAUGCAGAUUCACGGUCUCAUAUCUCCAUCCCAGGUUCACAUCCAGAGGCCCGGCUAGCCCCAGAGAAAGCGCCGAAUAAGCCGUCGCAUCCCAGCAGCUACGCUCAGGACCGAAUCCCACAAGUCUUCACACGCGGCGGGCCCUCAAGGGUGACAGGGGUGGCCACCGGCCAGGAGGUCCGACCUGGUGGGUCGGUUACAGGGUCGGUCAAGCCCAGGCGGAGGAGAUAGGCAGAGCGAGACGAGUGGCCAUGCAGGAGGAGGACAUCGAAGUGGCUAUCAAGGUGGUGGUGGUCGGGAACGGAUCGGUGGGGAAGUCCAGCAUGAUCCAGCGCUACUGUAAGGGCGUCUUCACCCGGGACUACAAGAAGACCAUCGGCGUGGACUUCUUGGAGAGAGAACUCCGGGUUAACGAUGACGACGACGAGGUGAGGCUCAUGCUGUGGGACACGGCCGGCCAGGAGGAGUUUGACGCCAUCACCAAGGCCUACUACAGAGGCGCGCAGGCGUGCGUGCUGGUGUUCUCCACCGUCGACCGGGACUCCUUCCUCUCCGUGGCCGCGUGGAAGGAGAAGGUCGAGCAGGAGGUGGGAGGCAUCCCCACGGUGCUCGUCCAGAACAAGAUCGACCUCCUGGACGAGGCCGCGGUGCACAGCGACGAAGCCGAAGCGCUGGCGAGGAAGCUGCGGCUGAGGUUUUACAGGACGUCUGUGAAGGAGGACCUCAACGUCAACGAAGUGUUCAAGUACAUCGCCGAGAAGUAUCUGAUAAGGGUGAAGCAACAGAGGGUAGAGGAGCAGAGCCGGCCGGCAUCCAAGGGCAGCCGCAUUGGGAGUAACCCCUUCUCGGCCGUGGGUACCUCGGCUGAGCGCCCACACUGGGCGCAGGCGAACCGCUCCGAUCUCGUGGCGCUGCGGCCCAGCAGACAGCGGGCCAAGCGCAGCCGGGCCACCCUGGGUGGCUGCCGGGUGCUCUGAGCGAUGCUGCCGCCUCUCCCUCAUCCUCCUCGUCAUCAUCGUCAUCAUCCUCCUCCCGAUCCUCAUCCUUGCCCCUGCUCUCUCUUCCUCCAUCCGUCAUCGUCGUCGUCACGGCUGCUGAGCGAGCGACCGUGGGCGUCUGCCGAUGGCUCGCCGCGGGUGCUGGAAGACGCCGUGCGGUUCGGCUGAUCGUGUUGUCGAUAGUGGGUGUGUCGGCUCGGCUGAUCGUGUUGUCGAUAGUGGGUGUGUCGGCUCGGCUGACCGUGUUGUCGAUAGUGCGUGUGUCGGCCAGGGCCGGAUCUAGAGGGAUGGGCAACCCCGGACGGUUUUCAUUCUACUGGCUCAAAACUUCAGAGAGGUCUCGAAAAUAAAUGGAGAAAAAAACGUUAAAAUGAAAAUGUUUACGAAUAAUGGUGAGAUAUUUUGUUGUUAAAUUCACAUUGUCGUUUUAUUACGACGAAUAUAAACCGUGUCUUUAUUACGAGCGCUGCCACGGCGUAAAUGCUUCUCACACCGGACUUUUGCAGCCCAGAGGUCGCCGGUUCGAUCUCCCAGCCCGGCAGCUGAAACUAUGGUGGCAAUUUUAUUAAAUCCCACCAUCCCCCCACCCACCACUGCCUCUGUCCACCCAGGAAUAUAAAUGGCUUCGUGUGGUGGGGUAAAGCGUGGGUUACUCCCCACCUCUUCCAAGAUAUCCGACGAGCGGCCUCUGUAGAGCUACGUCUGUCGUGUAGGGAGGGAGCAGUGCUGUGAGAGAAAGGCAAUAGCUGCGGUGCAACUUUACCGUUGAUCGUUUUUGCAGCAAAGAUUGUGUGGCACGCAGGUUGGUGGCGCAGUGUUAGCAGUCGUGCCUCGCAGAAAUAGGUCUCCCUGGGUUUGAUGUCCGACUCGGGCAUCUUUUUUAACAUGGAGUUUGUAAAUGUUCUAUAUGGGGUUUAUCCCAUAGCUAAACAGAAAACAACCGCACAGUGGAACUGGUGUGGUCCAGUUAGCUGCUGAAAUUUUACCUGCAAAUUACUUAUUUGUGAUUACUCACAGCGGCAACAGGAUCAGAAUCAUCUUUAUUGAUCCUGGGGAAAUAAGAUGAAGCUCUUUUUUACAGAUGUCCAGUCGGGGCGAGUCAGAACGUUACGACACUUAACCCCGACUGUAACAACUUGGCAGGACCCUCCUGAAUGAUAAUCUUGAGACUCAGUGAGGCUUUGCUGGGUAAUAAAUAAAUACAAAUAUUACAAUAAUCAAAAAUAUAAAUUACUUGCUGCUUUAUGAGGUGGUUUUAAUUCAAUCCUUCAAUUGUACCAUAUCUGACAACCGGCAGAAAGGGAUACGUUGUGUGCGCGUGUGUGUGUCUGUGUGCCGUGUGUGUGUCUGUGUGUAUGUGUAAGUGGGGAGCGGUCGUGUAGUAGUGAGCAGAUCUGCGAUGUAAACCCAACAACCCGCGUUCGAUUCCUGCUCACGGCCAACAUCGAUCCGAAACGAUUAUCUGAACCGAUCCUAGUCCUCCGCUGGGUCCACUCAGCCUUUAUCGAGUACCUGGUGCGGUGCGUUAACAUCAGCACUGGGGGAGACAAAGGCGGCCGGGCGUAGGUGCUGGCCACACCACCCCUUCACACGUGUGCCGUACCAGCCUUACUAAUGGGUCUGUUGAAGCUACACGGGGGAUCUUUGUGUGUAUGUGUAAGAAGAGGUGGGGGGGGGGCAUCUGUUCUGCCCUGGUGUUCAUUCCGUGGAGUGGGGAUGACUAAGCCUGGCCCUGGCAGUGACUCUGUGCACUAUCUCUGGGGUGUUGUCGUUUCUUGCAGUACAUGAACAGUAUUUAUUUGACAAAUUUUUCUUGCCAUUGCCUGUGGCAUAUUUUUUGAACAACUAAACUAAAACAAAUACAAGGGGCAUUUUUGAAGUUAACGAAGAGAGAGGAAUAAUAACAAUACUGUAAUGAGAAAAAAAUGAUCGUCUCGGGCGAUUGGGGUUAAUGAAUCGUGAUCGGCCGAUAGAUUGCUGUGGAUCCCGACGCAAUGUUGGCGGCUGGCCCAGGGCUUAAUUACAGCCAAAUAUUCCUGCAACCGGCACACCACAUCCAGUAUACAUCUGACUCAUUAUAAACGUUUUUGGGUUUAGAUCGCGUUAUUUAUAAAUGUGUCGUAAC
Molecule: messenger RNA, 4170 nt
Organism: Lethenteron reissneri (Far Eastern brook lamprey)
Lineage: Eukaryota; Metazoa; Chordata; Hyperoartia; Petromyzontiformes; Petromyzontidae
Product: ras-related protein Rab-23-like
Molecular function (GO): GTPase activity; GTP binding
Source: RefSeq, a predicted model, not a curated record